UAAGGGGGCAAGUUCGCCUUGAAUCCGUGCAAAAUUAAAUUAGGGCUUUUCCUAUUAAAAGAUAAGAGAUUUCUGUGCUCACAGAAUAACAUUCGUUGCCGCCUCCUAUAGCAGUGUCUGCUCUUCGUAACCGUCACCGUCAACCAUGAUCAUUCCAGAGAAAAACCGCCGCGAGAUCUCGAAGUACCUCUUCCAAGAGGGAGUUUGCUUUGCAAAGAAAGACUUCAAUCUUGCAAAACACCCAAACAUAGAUGUGCCAAAUCUACAGGUUAUUAAGCUGAUGCAGAGCUUCAAGUCAAAGGAGUAUGUUCGUGAAACCUUUGCAUGGAUGCACUACUACUGGUACCUCACCAAUGAUGGUAUUGAGUUCCUGCGAACUUACCUCAAUUUACCAUCUGAAAUUGUGCCUGCUACGUUGAAGAAGCAAAACAAGCCUGGUGGCAGGCCCAUGGGAGGCCCACCCGGUGAUCGUCCACGUGGUCCAUCUCGCUUUGAUGGAGAGAGGAGAUUUGGUGGUGAUCGGGAUGGAUACCGUGGAGGACCCCGUGGACCUGGUGGUGAUUUUGGUGACAAGGGUGGAGCUCCUGCUGAUUAUCGACCUACCUAUGGGGGCAGCAGUGGAAGACCUGGCUUUGGCCGUGGUGCAGGUGGUUUUGGUGCAGGGCCUGCUAGCUCAAAUCUCCCUUGAGAUAAUGCUCUCAAGAUUUAAGCUUUUGACAUUUUCAAUUCCGGGCCGGAGUCAAUAUGCUUUGCUGCAAAAAGUUAAUACUAGCGGUUGAUAGAUAUAGUUUAAUGUGGUAGAUUGCUGUUUGGAAUCAUUUCAAAUUUUGCCAUCUUUGCUUUUGCUGAAUUGAAUUUUGGAAGAACUACUGUCGCUUAUUCUAAUGUUCUAUUUUUCGGUU
Molecule: messenger RNA, 902 nt
Organism: Hevea brasiliensis (rubber tree)
Lineage: Eukaryota; Viridiplantae; Streptophyta; Magnoliopsida; Malpighiales; Euphorbiaceae
Product: 40S ribosomal protein S10-1
Exons: 5
Coding region: 146-688 (180 amino acids)
Cellular component (GO): cytosolic small ribosomal subunit
Molecular function (GO): RNA binding; structural constituent of ribosome
Source: RefSeq, a predicted model, not a curated record